AUGGUCUCUACGGGUGUGACAGUGCCGGUGAAGGCGCAUCCCCACCGGCGUGCGGAGGCACUGUCUUCGGUGGCUGUCGUGGCUGGAGGUCAGGGUUCGAUGGCUCAGUCUCCGAUUGGUCGUCUCCUCCGCCGACGCAACCAGAUCCGCAUAGUCAAGGACACCCGUGCCUACCGUGCCUGGUCAGCUUUCUUUGCCAAGCAUGGUCGCCGUGAGGAUGAUCCCAUCACUCCGAAAGCCGACGAAGCAACAUCCAAGAGCUUCUUCGAGAACCAGUUGCGUGAGUGGAGGCAGAAGCUGCACAAAAGCCCCACAGCCUGA
Messenger RNA from Symbiodinium natans, 321 nucleotides. The record is from the annotation of a GenBank genome assembly. Lineage: Eukaryota; Dinophyceae; Suessiales; Symbiodiniaceae.